AGAGGAGGAGUCAGAGCCACUCCGGACCCGCACUGCUCGGUCCCGCGCCGCGCGCUCCAUCGGGCUCCGCGUCUCUCUCCGUGUGCCCAUCCCGCAGCCUCCUCCCGGCGCAGACAUGGCCUCAGGAGCCACCCUCCCAGCCGUGAAGAUUGGAAUCAUUGGUGGAACAGGCCUGGAUGAUCCAGAAAUCUUAGAAGGAAGAACCGAGAAGUAUGUGGAUACUCCAUUUGGCAAGCCUUCUGAUGCCUUAAUUUUGGGGAAGAUAAAGAAUGUUGAUUGCGUCCUCCUGGCAAGGCAUGGGAGGCAGCAUACCAUCAUGCCUUCCAAAGUCAACUAUCAGGCGAACAUCUGGGCCCUGAAGGAGGAGGGCUGUACUCAUGUCAUAGUGACCACAGCUUGCGGUUCCUUGAGGGAGGAGAUACAGCCCGGCGAUAUCGUCAUUAUUGACCAGUUCAUCGACAGGACCACCAUGAGGCCUCAGACCUUCUAUGAUGGGAGUCACUCCUGUGCCAGAGGAGUGUGCCACAUCCCAAUGGCUGAGCCGUUCUGCCCCAAAACGAGAGAGGUCCUGACAGAGACUGCUAAGAAGCUAGGACUCCGGUACCACUCCAAAGGGACCAUGCUCACGAUUGAAGGGCCACGUUUUAGUUCACGGGCAGAGAGCAUCAUGUUUCGCACCUGGGGGGCAGAUGUUAUCAACAUGACCACAGUUCCAGAGGUGGUUCUUGCUAAGGAGGCUGGACUUUGCUAUGCAAGUAUCGCCAUGGCAACAGAUUAUGAUUGCUGGAAGGAGCACGAGGAAGUGGUUUCGGUGGACCGGGUUUUAAAGACCCUGAAAGAAAAUGCCAACAAAGCCAAAAGUUUGCUCCUCACGACCAUACCUCAGAUAGGUUCCAUGGAAUGGUCAGAAACCCUCCAUAACCUGAAGAAUAUGGCCCAGUUCUCUGUUUUAUUACCAAGACAUUAAAAUAUAGCAUGACUUCCCAGAAGAUAAGACUUUCUAAUUCUAGUCAUAUGGGGAAUUCUUGCUUAAUCUGAAAAGCUUUCGUGCCCUUGCCCGCUAAGGAAGAACAUGUGCUAAGACCAUGCCCGUGUGAAAGAUGCCUUCCGAAAAACAUGGACUGCUCCAAAAAACAGGGAAGCAAAUGACCAGUAAACAUGUGAAAAUUCCUAACCUGUAGAGAAAAGACAAGAAGAUACCAUUCACCCUUCCCCCAUUAAAUUCAUAACAGUAACAGGUGGGAGGUGCAGUUUCUUAUGUUGCCAAGGAUAUGAAGACAAAAUGGGACUUGGACUAUUUAUUGGUGGCACUGUAAAUGUCUACAGUCUUUCUGGAGAGUGGUUUGGUAAAUGUACCAAAAGGCUUAAAAACACUUAACACCCUU
Messenger RNA from Myotis lucifugus (little brown bat), 1385 nucleotides. RefSeq names its product methylthioadenosine phosphorylase (gene MTAP). Lineage: Eukaryota; Metazoa; Chordata; Mammalia; Chiroptera; Vespertilionidae. Gene Ontology annotation, molecular function: S-methyl-5-thioadenosine phosphorylase activity. The transcript has 8 exons. Gene Ontology annotation, cellular component: cytosol. The record is from RefSeq and is a predicted model, not a curated record. Bases 116 to 967 code for a protein of 283 amino acids. Gene Ontology annotation, biological process: nucleoside metabolic process.